Molecule: messenger RNA, 4278 nt
Organism: Cylindrotheca closterium
Lineage: Eukaryota; Bacillariophyta; Bacillariophyceae; Bacillariales; Bacillariaceae
Source: the annotation of a GenBank genome assembly
AUGGCAGCAAAACGUCGCAAGAGCGAUAGCUCCAGUAGGCCUUCCAAAAAGCAGCAAGCUGCAAAAGACACCGAAAUUGAGGGAGCGAAAAUACCGCCGCUUCCAAGUCUUUAUAAACUAUGUGUGACGGAUGGAACGGAAGCUCAACAAAUGGAUAACAUCAAACAAUGGGAAGAAAGAGGUGCCUUGACUGAAGUAGUUUGGCCUUUCUUGGUAGAAAAUCCCAGUUCAAAACUAUUCUAUCAUGGGUGUCAUCUGCUGGUGUUGCUGAUCUCCCAUCAUUUUGCAGAGGGUAGUUUUCUUGGUACCUAUUCUCUUGAUUUCGUCAACGAUGAGACUACUACCCAGUCGGUUCUCGAAAAACUACUCUACAAAACAGAGCACAAGGACUAUUCUCUGCAAACGAAAAUCAUCCACUUUAUGAUUGUGGCUCUAUCCAGCAGCAACGAGAUGCUUUGCAAGACUGUUGUAAAGACCCUCAUUGGAGUGCAAUUGGUGCAUUGGUUGCCAGAUCGUCGGCGUGAGUUGGAGUUGAAGAAAAGUGCCGGGUUGCGCCGAAACUUUGCUCAGUCAAAAAAGGAAGAUAUAUGGCUAGUCCAAACUACGCAUCAUUUUCUUGAUCUCUUGGAAGGGCGUUCAGAAUUCGGACAGCUUGUCAAGAUUCAGAAGGAAGGCGUCGAUGCAGAUGAAAUGACAAUGGGCGUACCCACGGACGUUUGGAUUUUCAUCCAUCGAUAUCUAGAGUUAUUAAUUGAUCUGCUUUCUAUGGCAUCCUGUCGGCUUUUUCUGGUGCCGUACCUUGACGCCAUUCACUUUGCAAUCAAGUGUCGCCUUGCAGUUGGCAAUAAAUUUGCUGUCCCUGAGAAUCUGAUACUGGUACAACAUUUACUGGGACGGAUCAACAGUUUGUUGUCCUUUCCCACUGAGGAAAGUACACAGAAACAUCUCUCCAAAGUCGAUGUGGUGUCCAAGCAUCACUCACGUGCAACAAUUCUUCAGAAAAUGGCACAUCGUCAUUACCCUGAUGAACUGAAGGCCGUGAUUUAUGCAGGAGUUGGCCUCCUCUGUUCUGAUCAGGAGAGACGAUCAUAUCUCGAGCGAUGUCUGAUUGGUUUCUCAGAUGAAAGUUUACAAAAGCUCAUGUACAAGAUGUGUCUGCUUCCAGAGGACGAGAACGCUCUCAUGACACGGAGUUUCUUGGUUCAAGUCCUUUCAAACCAUUUAUCAAUACCUCCCUAUCCUAUGGAUCAACUGAGAUCAUUUCCGCUCUACCCAACCGAGACUACGCUUUGGGACCAUAACGUUAUUCCACCUUCCAAUCGCGAGCUUAGAAUAUCAUCCGUUCUGGCGCUUCCAAAGCUGAAUGCAAAGUACCUAUCGUUUCAAGACUAUUUAAUGCGCAAUUUUGAGUUGGUUCGAUUGGAGAGUGCUUAUGAAAUUCGAUCCGAUCUAGUAAAUGCUGUGAAGCGUGUUAGACCAUUACUGCGUCAAUCUGCAUUGGAUGAAUCAGAAGAUAUUCAGCUUUCUACAGAGUUUGCAGGAUGGUCGCGUAUGUCACUUGAAAUCGAUCAACCUCUAACGAUUACACAGGUUCAGCCACCGAAGCUUGGGGAAACUGUCAGCGCCAAAGUUACAGCAGAAGUUUCGAUCGACUUGCAACACUGCGGGGAUUCGAUCCGAGAGGAAUGGGAUGGCAUUGGGGAGCAUGACAACUUGUUCCUUGUCGCUGUUGAUGCUUCAAAAAUGAGUGGAAAGCCUGCGCCCUUAAUGAAGGACUAUCAUCUUCACCAUGGCAUACACAAAAUGUGGGACUCUGAUACUGGGGAAAAGCGAGUCCCUGAUGAUGAGGAUAGCACUUUCUGUGAAAGGUAUGGGAUAACUAUGGUUCGCGGAUGCAUGGUUCGAAGCGUGAGAAACGAGUCAGGAACAGUGCUGAGCGAGCCAGGUGUUGAGGUUCCAGAUGAGCAGCGAGCCAACACCAAAAGGAUAUUCAAGAUUGAACUGGACAGCGCUCAGUAUGUAAUGGAUCGGAAGUCUGGGGCUGGCACAGACUCGUACAAGGAUUUCAAUUUGAUCGUUCGACGACAUGGACGCGAAAACAACUUCAAGGCUGUCCUAGAGACGAUCAGGGGACUGUUAGAGGGAGCUGGUUCAAUUGAACGGGUCAUUCCACAAUGGCUCCAAAAGCUUGUUCUUGGAACAGAUGAUAAGACCGUAGCAUCCCACAGGUCAGAAUCUAUGAAAGAAUAUGCAGUGAAGACUGUGGGGGUCAAUAAACCAUCCGACUUUUUGGAUUUUGGUGAUACCUUUCUCAGCGAAAGCCAUCUCCGCGAAUCGUUUCAAGGCAAAAUGACAAUUGAUGGAAAAAAGAAGGCUACCAAGGGCAGCAAUGACAACCCUCGACGCAACUACAGCAUUCGUAUCACCGAAACCGAUGGACAACCUAUUAUGGAAGCAAAAUCUGAACCAUUCCCAAAGGGCAUCACGGGAAACCCAGUCAGGUUUACACCUUUGCAAGUAGAAGCUAUUCAUUCUGGACUCUCACCAGGUCUGACAAUGGUCGUUGGGCCCCCUGGGACAGGAAAAACUGAUGUAGCUGUACAAAUCAUUGCCAGUUUGCACCAUUCCUUCCCUACUCAGCGAACUGUUAUCAUUACGCAUUCCAAUGCCGCAUUGAACGACAUUUUCUCAAAGGUAAUGGCUCGAGGAGACGUCAACGAGAGAUACAUGGUUCGACUAGGUGCUGGUGAACGAGAUCUCGAUUUGGAGUCUACUCAUGACUUUACAAAGAUUGGGCGUGUGGCAUAUUCCAUUCAACGUAGAACAGAGCUGCUCGAAAGAGUUCAACAGCUAUCUGAGUCCUUAGGACUCAGUGGUAAGGCAUCUCGUGGUGCUGACGGCUCACCAUCGUACACUUGCGAAAGUGCCGAGUACUUUUACAAGCUGCAGGUUUCAAAGGCAAAAAGAGACUUUGACGCCAAAGUGGAAGCCCUGACUGCUGAAAAGGGCAGCGAACCUGAUGUCUCAUCAAUAUUCCCUUUCUCAAAAUACUUCAAGGUUGAAGGGGAAAUCGUCGUAGCUGAUGCAGUAUUGUACUUUCAGCAACUUCAAGGCAUCUUUGAAGAGUUGGCAGAGUACCGUCCAUACGAGGUUCUUCGUUCUCAACGCCAACGAGCCAACUAUUUGAUCACCAAGCAGGCUCGAAUCGUUGCCAUGACGUGUACCCACGCUGCCAUUGCCCGGUCAAAUCUAAUCGAGUUGGGCUUUGAGUAUGACAACAUCGUGAUGGAAGAGUCUGGCCAGAUGAUGGAAAUUGAAUCGUUUAUUCCAUUCCUUUUGCAACGCGGCAAAACUGACGAUUCAGUCGCAGGCUUAUCAAGGCUGAAGCGUGUAUGCAUGCUUGGAGAUCACAACCAACUCCCCCCAGUUGUGAAACACGCAGCGUUUGCAAGAUUCAGUAAUUUGGACCAAAGUCUUUUCACUCGGCUCAUCAAGCUUGGUGUGCCAUACAUCCAACUGGAUAAACAAGGACGAGCAAGACCGGAAUUGAUGAAACUUUAUAGUUGGCGAUACAAUAACCUUGGCAACUUACCUCAUGUUCAGAGCCGACCAGAAUUCCAACUUGCCAAUGCCGGAUUUGCCCACACAAUGCAGCUUAUCAACGUGGAGGAUUUCCAAGGUUCAGGUGAAUCCUGUCCUACGCCAUUCUACUAUCAAAACCUUGGCGAGGCGGAAUACGUUGUGGCCUUGUUCCAGUACAUGGUUCUAAUUGGUUACACACCGGGACAAAUCUCCAUUUUGACCACCUACAACGGGCAGAAGGAACUGAUAUCUGACAUUGUGUCCCAACGUUGUGGUGCCGGAAUGCCACUGGAAGGAAUCAGACCCCGUAACAUUUCCACAGUUGAUCAAUAUCAAGGGCAACAAAAUGAUAUCAUUCUGCUGUCGUUGGUUCGAACCAAGACAGUCGGACAUUUACGCGACGUCCGUCGCCUGGUUGUGGCUGUCUCCAGAGCUAGACUUGGUUUGUAUGUGUUUUGCCGUGAGGGGCUCUUUGCCAACUGCCAUGAGUUGAAAAAUACCAUGCAGCAAUUCGAAGACAAGCCCAGCAAAUUGCAAUUGAUCUCGGGUGAAACCUUACCUUCGGAGCGAACGUUGGAAGACGAUAUCCCCAGCGACAAGGUCUUUGACGUGCAAGACGUCAGUCAUCUUGGUUCCAUUGUGCACUCCAUGCAAGAACAAACCCUGGAAGGAAUGGAAGACCCACCUUCCGAGUAA